UUAUUCCUUGAUAGUCAGGUAGCUACACCUGUCAUUGUUAACAAUGAUUUUUCUUUCGAGUUAUUAGUAAUCUAUUUAAUAUAUAAUAAUUAAAGUGAUUUUGUAAUGUUAAGAUACUAUGGGCUUAAUAAGUCACACUAGCGGUCUCGCACUAUAUUUGUGCGUGUCUAAAGGCGUACUUGGAGAAUGAUAAUGAAUUAUUAUCUUUAAAGUUCGCUGAAUAAUUCAAUAAUGGGUAACCUAAACAGUUGCUGUUGUUACCGAAGUCCUUCGCCUAUCCGAAAGGACAUCGUCAAACUUGAAGACUACCUUCCUGAAGGGGAAGUAAGCUCAAACAACAUUCAACACAUUAGUGAAAGAGAGCCUGAUGAUGGAGAUAUUGACCCCUCCCAGGACCCAGUUGCGGGUACUAUAUUUAUGGAAAGAUCAAAAGCUUCAAUUGAGAAUGGAAUCACAAGAAAAAAAAGUCAACAUCAAAUAGCUGAAAAUAAAUUGAAAAAAAGCAGUUCCUGUUCUACUAUAUACUUAGAUGAUAGUACUGUCUCUCAACCAAAUUUAAAAAAUACAGUAAAGUGUGUUGCUCUGGCCAUAUACUAUCACAUAAAGAAUAGAACAUCAGAACGAAGACUGGACAUAUUUGAUGAAAAACUGCAUCCUUUAAGUAAAGAUGGAGUCUCCGAUGAUUAUGACAAGUAUAAUCCUGAACAUAAGCAGAUCUAUAAAUUUGUGAGAACAUUAUUCAAUGCUGCUCAGUUGACAGCAGAGUGUGCUAUUAUUACUUUAGUAUAUUUGGAGCGACUUCUCAUUUGUGCCGAACUUGAUAUAGCGCCCUCUAACUGGAAAAGAAUAGUUUUGGGUGCAAUUCUACUUGCUAGCAAAGUUUGGGAUGACCAAGCUGUGUGGAAUGUAGAUUACUGUCAAAUAUUGAAAGACAUCACAGUUGAAGAUAUGAAUGAACUAGAAAGACAGUUUUUAGAAAUGCUACAGUUCAAUAUAAAUGUCCCCUCGAGUGUAUAUGCCAAGUACUACUUCGACUUGCGUACUCUCGCCGAAGCAAACGAUUUAGCGUUCCCUAGUGAGCCAUUGAGUAAAGAGAGAGCACAAAAAUUAGAAGCAAUGUCAAGAGUUAUGGAGGAUAAAAUAUCAGCUGAAGUCGUCAAGAAUGGUAUCAAGAAGUGGUCAAGUUUAGACAAUGUCAAUUCUGGUGCAGGAGUGAGGCGUAGUGUGGCCAUAUUAUCUUAAUUAUUUAUUUCAAUUCAAUUUUUGAAUCCAUGUUCAAUAUUAAAUAUCUAUGGAUAUUAUUGUAUUUAGAAUGUUUGCACCAGAUUGAAAAUUUAUGAGUUGAGUUAUGGCACAUUAUUUUGAAAUAAUGUUUAUUGAAAGGGAUGUGAUGAUAUCUGCCAAAUAUCAUAAUUGAGAAGUUUUAGUAAGAUAUAACAAUAGUAAAGAUAUUUUACUCUGGAAGACGGAUAUGUGGUGUUGUCUGUAACAAUACACUUUGUUACUGUAAAAAGUGCACAAAAGUCGGCAAAUUUUAAUGAAACAUUCAGUCAUGUUUUGUACUAAUGUUAGUUCUUAAAAUGAAAGACUUAAAAAAUGAGGUCCAAUAUUUUUUGUAUUAUAUCCAUAAUCAAUAAUUUGCUACUUAAUUCUUAAACAUAAUUUAUGUUUCAUUAUUGUAUUGGCUUCCAGUUUAUUUAGUUGUAACUUAUAAGAAGCACUAAUCAAAUAGUUUGCUUCCAAAAGUUUACUGCUUAGUGUUAACUUAGGCUACUACUAGGAAGUGCGAGUCCAUUUGACUGAUAUAAGGAUCUUGUGAGUGUGGUAUGAAUGUGUUAGUCGACAGACUUAUUAAUAAAUUUAUUUAUAAUGUUUAUUGCAUUUAGAGUCCGACAUAGUUAUAUAUGAAAUUAUGCCAAAUUAUUUUGUAAUCAAAUAAAAAUAAAUCUCAUUAAUCACUCAUUGUUACAAUUUAAAAUUGAAAAUGUUGGUUUCAUAUGGAAAUGCCAAUAUAUGUUAUUAUAUUAUACAAUAAAUAGGAAUUGAUUAAGUUGAAAUAUUUAAAGCAAUUAACAUUUUGUGAAUAAGCUAUGCAGUCCAUACUUUAUGUAUCUUUAAUGUAAUUAAGCAAAAAUAAACAUUUUAUAUGAGACUUUAAA
This is a messenger RNA of Melitaea cinxia (Glanville fritillary), 2159 nucleotides long. RefSeq names its product cyclin-Y-like protein 1 (gene CycY). The coding region runs from base 232 to 1242 and encodes 336 amino acids. Gene Ontology annotation, cellular component: plasma membrane. The transcript has 2 exons. Lineage: Eukaryota; Metazoa; Arthropoda; Insecta; Lepidoptera; Nymphalidae. The record is from RefSeq and is a predicted model, not a curated record. Gene Ontology annotation, biological process: regulation of canonical Wnt signaling pathway; regulation of cyclin-dependent protein serine/threonine kinase activity. Gene Ontology annotation, molecular function: cyclin-dependent protein serine/threonine kinase activator activity; protein kinase binding.